This is a messenger RNA of Cajanus cajan (pigeon pea), 2129 nucleotides long. RefSeq lists its product as uncharacterized. Lineage: Eukaryota; Viridiplantae; Streptophyta; Magnoliopsida; Fabales; Fabaceae. Gene Ontology annotation, molecular function: phosphatase activity. The record is from RefSeq and is a predicted model, not a curated record.
ACUUAUCGACCCAUCCCUUCGUCUCGAAAAAAAUAAUUUUCCAUCUUCGAUUGUUUUCCCUCUCACUAUCUCAUUGGAGGGAAAACAUCCCCCAAAAAAAAAGAUGAAAUUUUCAGACAGGAGAGAAUAUAGUUUCUCCUUCCACCAGUGAACAAAUCUAGGGUUUUAGACUCUUCCUUCAGCUUAUUUUCUGGAUCUUCGAGAAUUUGUUCCUGAAUGCACUGUAUCAGGGUAGUCUUUCUGGAACUGUUUUUGCUGCUUCGAUUACUCUCAGAAAUUAAUCAGGUCGUCGAACAUUCUCCUUAAAGUGGACAUGCAAACUAAGAAAAAAUCCUCCCGGCGAAAUGCUAGUCAAGAGUGUGGCAGUCCUAGGGUUUCAAGAUCACAGAGGAAGGCUUCUGAAAAUGGACGAGCAGUUGAAAAGAAAGUCACAGACUUAAUUACAUCAUCAGCCAGAAAGUGUAAAUCUCUUAGCACUCUUGAGAAUAAAGCUGGAAAGCCCAUCCCCUCAACAGAUUUGAAUGAUGGAUAUGAGCUUAUGGACAGUGAGACUUCCAAUGCUUGUUUGGAAAAUGAUACAGUUAAUGGCGUUCCAUUAGAUUUUAUGGGUUGUAACAAUGAAGCUGUUCAUCUGGAGUCUGGAACUAUAUUCUCUCCUGGAUUUCACUUUUCCAAAAAUUCUGGAGGAAAAGUUGUUGAUAGAGUUGAUUUUGUCAAAAUUUUUCAGAAACAAGAAUUAGAGUUACCACAGGAAGAUGCAGUGGAUGGUCAUGUUAGUCAAGACUUUGACACUGCAAUGGAGGUAGACACAAACAAUUUGUCCAACUACUCUAAUUCAGGGAGAUGUGACAGUGACAAUCAGAUGCAUGCUUUAAGCACAAAAAAUGUCAAUGGUUGUAAUUCUGAUUAUGAUGGAAACGGUCUUUCCUUGGAAGUUUCUGCCAUAUAUCUUGCCAUGAAAAACUCAAAGCUGGAAUGUGUCGAUGAGCACAGUCAGGAUCCCAUGUCUUCUGAAAUAUGCACAGAGGAGGAUGAAUUUGAGGAUUUUGAUGACUUCGACCCAUACUUAUUCAUAAAGACCUUACCAGACUUGUCAACGGUGGUUCCUACUUUUAGGCGACUGUUGCUACCUAAACAGACACGGAGUUGUCCUUCUACUACUCUUGUCCUGGACUUGGAUGAAACUUUGGUGCAUUCUACCCUGGAACCUUGUGAGGAGGUAGACUUCACUUUUCCUGUUAAUUUCAAUUCUGAGGAGCACAUUGUCUAUGUGCGCUGCCGCCCUCACCUCCAAGAUUUCCUUGAGAGAGUUUCUGGUCUUUUCGAGAUUAUUAUAUUCACAGCUAGUCAAAGUAUUUAUGCCGAGCAACUUCUAAAUGUGCUUGAUCCAAAGCGGAAGAUAUUUCGCCACCGGGUUUAUCGCGAAUCCUGUGUUUAUGUGGAAGGGAAUUACCUCAAAGAUUUAACAGUGCUUGGUCGUGAUUUGUCACGUGUUAUAAUAAUUGACAAUUCCCCACAGGCAUUUGGAUUCCAAGUAGACAAUGGAAUACCGAUUGAGAGUUGGUUUGAUGAUCGUUCAGAUCAAGAGUUGCUUUUAUUACUUCCGUUCUUGGAGAGCUUGGUUGGUGUUGAUGAUGUUCGCCCACUAAUUGCAAAGAAAUUCAACCUGCGGGAGAAAAUUGCUGCAGCUGCACAUCCUCUAAAUACAAAUAGAAGAGAUUUCUUAUCAGAAUGAGUUGUGAGUUAUACAAUAUCGAGGAAAGGAAAGCACUUUUGUAUGUCAUAGCAUUCUUGGAUUAUGAUUUAACUUUUAGCAUUCUCUUUGUUGUGGAAAUUGUAAUGAUAUGUAUACACUGAACCAGCAAAAAGGAAGGGGAGGAUACAAGAGUGUAGAAACCGAGAUUAUACAAGACUUGUGCGGCGGAUACUUGGUUGGUUAUUGUCCUGGUAAUAAAAAAUCCCCAAUUAUUUUAUUUAACCUGUAUCCCUUUUUGGGUGUGUGAUCGCAUGUAAGAUGUAACAUAACUUAUGCAUCAUCCUUUUUUUUGGGUCUUGUGCCAUUCUAGCUAGAUCAGUAUUGUUUCCAUCUAAAAUAAUUCAGCGCGAAUCGAGCACGACUUUUGAUUCAA